AGAAAGAAAGAAAGAAGAGAGAAGAGAGAAGAGAGAAGAGAGAAUAGGGAAAUGGGUUUCCCAGUGGCAGUUGGGUACACGGAGGUCCUCUUCCCGAAGGUCCUCCUCCACAUCCUCUCCCUCCUGGGCCUCCUCAGGACCCUCCUCCGCUUCAUGGGCCUCCACCACUUCCCGGAUGCCGACAUGAAGCAGGCCCACUUGGAAUCCCUCCCCCUCGUCAACUUCAUGGACCUGGCCGAUGCCCAUGCCCAGAGCUGUGCGGUGUGCCUCACUGAGUUCGAGGAAAACGAUGAGAUCAGACGGCUGGCGAAUUGUGGGCACAUAUUCCACGGAGGAUGUCUGGAGCGUUGGAUGGGCUACGAUCAGAGAACCUGCCCUCUCUGCAGAACAGCCUUCAAAGCAGAUCAUAAUCAUACACUCUGGGUUGCGUCUCCAAUCCCUCAACUUUACCUUCAUUUCCCUGCUUUCUAGAGGAUCUUCUUCUCUUUGUAUAUAUACACCACUCCUCAAAACACAAUUGUAUAUCCAUUUCUUCUUCAGAUUCAUUUUCUACUAUCCAACAAUCACACCAUCAUUUCAUUUCAACA
Cajanus cajan (pigeon pea) is the source of this 587-nucleotide messenger RNA. Its product is annotated as RING/U-box superfamily protein. The record is from RefSeq and is a predicted model, not a curated record. Gene Ontology annotation, molecular function: ubiquitin protein ligase activity. Gene Ontology annotation, biological process: protein ubiquitination. Lineage: Eukaryota; Viridiplantae; Streptophyta; Magnoliopsida; Fabales; Fabaceae.